UACUCUUCUAUUUUCUCUCUUUUGCACUACGCGAGGACGAGGCGGUGCGAGGCGGUCGAGAGCGGUAAACGUUCGUGUUCAUUGUAGAAACGUGAUAACGCAAAUGUCGUGCUUGUUCGGCGAAAAUUUGAUGCCAUAACCUUGGAAUUUGAGAACACCGGCUUGUUAAGUUCGGUUAACCCAACCAGUCGAUGAAUAAUUCGAUCGGGAUGGAAGCGGUCGAGGAGAGCGAGCCCAACGUUCUUCGGGAAAUAGUGAGCGACGAGGAGCUGGCGCAAAUCCCGAGAGAAUUAACGAGGAAGAUCAAUGCGCACUUUAACGCAAAAUUCGAGGAGUUCAUAACCGCCAAAGCGAUUUUCGAGACCAACCGAAAAUGCCUGGAGCAAAAUUGGAGCAAGGCACAGAAGGAACUUGCUGAACACAAGUCAAAUCUCGAGGAGUACAAAGGAAAGUUAGAGCUAGCGGAAAAGAGCAACACAGAAACGUGUAGCAAUCUUGAAGGGGUGAAAAUAGAAGUUCAUCGAUUACAGGAAUCUGUUAAACGGUUGGAGAAGGAAAAUGGGGAAUUACGUAGACAGAGAGAUACAGCUACAGAUGAGGCAAAUGCCUUACAACUACAAGUCGAAAGGCGAGAUACUGAAAUCGAAAGAAUGCGUACUGAAUUAUCAUCUUAUAGCUCUCAGCUUCAAACUGCUAUUGCAGCCAAGUGCCAAACUCUAGCGGAGACAGAGGAAAUUCGCAGUCGCGAAAUGACCUUAGAUUACAAGGAGAAACGACUGGAGCAAGAACGAGUGCUUUUCUCGCAACAAAUAGCAGGUCUCGAAGAAGAGCUAGCUAAGAGGACCUCUGAACUUCAGACAGUAAGAUCUGAAGCCUCGGCCAGAGCUCUUUUAAUUGACACCAAGCUGUCCCAGCGUGAGGAAGAAUUAAGAAUAACCAAUGAAGCCAAUUCUCAGCUACGAGAGUCGGUGUCCUCUCUUCAAAAGCUUUGCGAUGAACUGACGCAAAAAGUCGAACAGCAGCGAGCUCACGAAAUCGCCAUAAAUGAUUCCUAUCAGAAAGAAAUCAAUGCACAGAAAAAUUUAUCCAGCUUAUACGAGUCGAUGAAGGAUGAUGCUAACUCCAAGUCGGAGGAACUUUCUAACGCGGCGAGCGAACUGCAGAAACUUGUAGAUAGCACCGCGGAAGAGUACGGAAUUUUAGAGACGAAGUACAAUCAGUUGUUACUUCAGCACAAGCAAGAUAUUGAUGAAAAGGAGCAGAAUAUCCAAGAACUGACAAAGGAACUGGAACAUGCUAAUGAAUUACUGAAGAACAUCCAACAAGAGCAAUUGAAUCAAGCGGUAGAGCAGUUGGCACCUACAGCAGCUAUAACCAGUCGAGUGCUACGAAAGGGCGCAAGCCUUACGCAAAUUUAUACCCAACUAGUCGAAGCCACUAAUGAAUUAGUUUUGGCGAAGGAAGAAAAUGGACGCUUAAAGUGUCAGAUGGACGCGAUUCUUCGUGAACUCGAGCAGAAGGCGCCAUUACUGCAGCAACAACGUGAAGAUUAUGAAGCGGCUAUGACAAAUAUCGCGACGCUGACAAAUAGGGUGGACGAACUUCUUGCGGAAAAUCAGCGUCUUCAUGAAAACUCCGACGAGGCUAACCGUCUUGCAAAGCAUCACACUAAAGAAAACCUUGUGUUAAAAACUCAAUCGGCUGACCUGGCUAGACAAGUAUGUUUCUUGCUCAAAGAAGUUCAAGAAAACCGCACCGGUACCCCUGUCGAAACUAGAGAUUUGUCUUCUUCCGUUGACACAGAUGAUAUCCUGUCUUCGCAGAUCAUUGGCAAGAAAUUGGUGACCUUUAGAAAUAUCGAGGAACUGCAGGAGAAUAAUCAGAAGCUUUUAGCAGUUGUUCGUGCGUUGUCAUCCAGGCAGGAAGAAAUCGAGCGGGCCACCAACGAAAUAAAUUCGGGCGAGAUGAAGGAGAAGCUGGACCAUUACAUGGAACAGUUGGCAGACAUGCAGGCUGCACAAGAUAGGCAGUCGAGGAUGUUUGACGGUCUUCUGAAGCAGAGAGACAUGUACAAGAACAUGUACCACCAGAUAAAGAAUUCCGGCGAGAAGAGGAAAGAGGAAGUGGAAAAAGAUAUCGAAGAAGGCAAGUCCAAGUCGGAAGAGAAGUCGAAGACGAAAAGUGAUGAGGAAAAAGAAAAGUUGUCCAGCAAGCUAAAGGAGGCUGAGGAUAAGUUUAAACAUAUUUCAGAUGAGUAUGAGACAUAUCGAAAAGACCGAACCGCGCAUGAAAAGAUGUUGAGCGAGGAGGUUGAAAAGCUUAGGAAAGAGGCGGAAGCGAAAUCAGGAAGAUGUUGCGCACUGAAAGCGCAGUUGGACUCUGCGAACGACAGAUUUACAAAUUUGCAGACUCAUAUCGCUACUUACAAGACUCAGAUCAAAGCACUCGAGGACAAAUGCAACAAUUACAGUGUCACUAUCAGCAAACAUGAGCAAAGUAUUAUGAUGCUAAAAGACGAGACGCUCGCCGCUCAAUCUCGCUUAUCUCGAGCGGAAGUUCAAUUGGACAAUAUUCGUCAGGAACGUCAACUUUUGAAGGACUCGGAGACACGCCUCCUAAAAGAGCGGGAAGUUUUCCAAAGGGAAAGACACUCUCAAGCACUGCUUUAUGCGGAUGUGGAGUCUAUUAAGGCUAGUUUGGAGCGAGUCCAAGCUGAAGGACAGCUUAGAGCAGAACAAAGGCUCGAUGACGCUAACAGAGAAUGCGCUGCUCUUCGGCGUCGUCUUCAAGAAGAGCAAGAUCGCUUCAGGGAAUUGACGGCUCAUUUAGAGAGACAAUUUACGACCGCUCAAGAAAGAUUGAAAGAAGAACGCGAAUUGAGCGAGAGAUUGAAGACAGAGUUGGAUCAAGCGAGAGAGAUUGAGACUCAAUGUAGUCAAAGAAUUGAUGAAUUGACCAAUAAAUUGAGACAAGCAACUGCCCAUUCUAUUGCUAAACCCUUGACAGGCGAGGAGGAUCUUGUAAAGCGCGUGAAGGAGUUGCAAGUGCAACUGAGUACCUCUCAAGUUGAAGCAAAAUCAUUUUCCGAGCAAUUGAAGGCAGCUAGGCAACAAAGUCAGCAGUACUGCGACAUUGCUGAGAGCGCUGAAACGCAGUUGAGAGAAAUGACGACCGAGUAUAACAAAUGCAAAGAAGAGCUGGAGAACGCCCUGAAAGAGUCACGUGUGGAGAUCAUUUCGCUGCAGAAGAGAGUGAAAGAUUUAAGUGAUGAUCUGGCGAAGAUAUCAAAUGGCAGGCAUGAAACUGACUCGGAAUUAAGAAACAAACUAGCUGAGGCUGAAAGGAAGGUCGAAGAGCUGGACGAGUUGAAGGGUGAGUUGGAAUUACUCAAGAGCGAUCUGAAAUCUGUCUCCGUCAGUGCUAAAGAAGCAGAGGAUAAAUAUGCCAGAGAAAUGAUGCAGCAUUCGUCUGAUUUGCAGAUUUUGGCAAAGUUGAAAGAGGAAACUGAACAAAUUCAAUAUCGACUUGAUAGUCUGACUCAAGAACGAAACGCAGCAGUGGAAGCUCUGGAAAUUGAAAAGUCAGCGUCGAAACAAAGAGAGCAGAAAUACAUCAACGAGAUUGAAGAAUGCCAGAAGAGAAUUACAGAUCUUGAUACGCAGAAUGCGCUUCUGCAUAAUCAAAUUCAGGAGUUGGGUGAUCGAGUAUCUAUCAUGCAAAGUCAGCAGACCAAGAUAAGCGGAAGAGACAGCCCGGAUACUAGUAUGGAAGCUCUAAAUAAGAGUUUCAGCUCUAUGGAGGAAGACUCCAAUUCAGUUGAACAAUUGCUGAAAGUUAUGAAGUAUUUGAGAAGAGAAAAGGAUCUGGCUAUAGCUAAGUCUGAUGUUCUUAGAGCCGAAAAUCUCAGAUUGAAAUCGCAGACAGAGAUAGUAGAGAAGCGAUUGAAAGAAACAGAAACUUUGCUGAACUCUGAACGAGAGAAGGCCGAGAUCGAUGUGAAGACAACCUCUAAGCAUGCGGAAUUGUUGCGUAAAGUGGAGACCUUAAACGCCAUUACGGAUUCUAAUCGAAUCCUCAGAGAAGAAAGAGAUAGUCUCAUUGCGAAGGUGAACCAGCUUACAGCCAAAGUAAACGCUUUAUCGGAGGAAGUAAUACCUCUUCGGGAUGUAUCUCGAGAUUUGACAGCCAAAACGGAAGCUUUGACAGAAGAAAAUACCAGCUUGAAAGGCGAGGCAACCAGAUGGAGGCAGAGGGCGAACAUGUUAUUGGAAAAAGCGAAUAAGGCCAGUCCUGAGGAUUGGCGACGACUUCAGACUGAAAGAGAAAAUUUGAGCAAGCUGUUAACAUCAGAGCGGGAAACUCAUGCGAAGAGAAGUGAGGAAUUUAAUCAAGUGAAAACAGAGAAGGCGAAACUUGAGGAGCAAUUGAUGCAGCUGCAAAAACAGUUACAAACCCAAGAUGAACAAAUAUCGCGAGCAUCGGAAGAGGUUCGCAAAUUGGGUCAAGAGCUUAAUGAAGCACUAGCCGAUUCCUCUUUGAAAGCGAAGGACUUGAUUUCUCUUAAAAAGGAAUUGAGCGAAAAAGAGGUCAUUCUUAAUGACAUUAGAAACAAAGAAAUUCAGAUCCGCAAAAUAGCCAAGAAGUAUAAAACUCAAUUUGAAGAACUCGCAAAAAAUGUUGAAGAAGAGAAGAGUCGCAACGAGGAAAACAGAAACGCGGAUGCCUCCAACGUGACGCAAGAGCGUGAGAAUCAGCUGCGAGAGGAAGGCCGCCAAGAACUACGCCAAGCGAACAUCGAGCUCACGACGAAGAUAGAUGAAGUAACUCGCCAAAUGACAACAGCUCAAAGCGAGGCUGAUAAUCUGAGAAAGGAAAUUGAGGCUAUGAAUCGUAGCAGCGUAGAGAAGGAGGACAGAGCGAAACAAGUCCUUAAAGGCGCCAGGACGAAAAUCAUGCAACUGACAGAGUCCAAAAAAAUCUGCGAGAAAGAAUUAUUAGACCUAAAAGCUAGAUUAGAAUCUGCAGGAGGUAGUGCCGGAGAUCAAGGAGAUGCUGAGCAUGAUACACGAUUACUGGCAUUGAAAUCGCAGAUGGAAGGUCGUAUCUCUAGAUUGGAGCAUGAGAAGUCGGAGAUACAAGCAGAGAAGGAAGCGCUCUUGCAGCGAGUCUCUCAACUCCAGAGACAGUUGUCGGGAGUAAGCGGGGUGAGCGCGACUACGGAGCCACCGACAGCAAAUAUUAAGCCUAUGUCGGCUAGAGCGGAGACACCAUUGGCCAGUAUUAGGCCGAUGAGCGUUGUUGUACAGUCCCGAACAGCUGCCGUCUUGCCGACUACAGCUGGUGCGCCAGUCAUGGUUGCACCGCAUCAGAUGCAGCAGCAGCAGGUGGUGCAUACUACGGAGACGAGCUCGCCAACUAGUAGCCUGACCGACUUCCAGCCGGCGAGUACCAGUACUUCUUCACAGAGUGCACAAACUAGCAGUCUGCGUCAAUUGGUGGUGCAACCGCAAUUGAGUGAAUCGGCGGAAUCGACACAGAGAGAGGAUCCAGAGAGUGCAGAGCCUCUUAACUUGCAACCGCAACAGCAACAAUGCCAGCAGCAACAGCAACAGCAGCAGCAACAACAAACAGUAGCGCUGGUGAGUCCCAGAGUAGAACAGCAGCAACAGCAGCAGAUCACUGUCAGUGACCAACAACAGACGGUGGCGAGCAGCUCUACGCAGUCGGUCAGUACUUCUCAAGCUUCCACGGGACUCAAGAGAGCUCGAGUCUUAGAUUCAACCGCCUCUGGUUCUGGGAUAGUCGAAGGACUGGAUCAUGGGCGUCAGGAGCAAUCGCAGAGUCCAAAAACUAAAAGGAGCAGACAAGACAUUAGUGCGACUGCAAGCGCCAGCGCUUCGGAAGUAGAGUAUCAGGUGCCCACGUCAAGCCAGAGGGAUCAAGAUGAAGAAGUAGAAGAAGGUUGCGUAGUAGUGGUGGACUGUGAUGAGGGUGAAGGUGGGGGCAACCAUCAAGCACAGGAAGAAGAAGAGUUUGACAACGACACAUAUGAAGAGAUAGAGGAGGAGGAAGAAAUGCCGUAUGAAGUCGAAGUUGAGGUUGAACGAGAUAAUAACGAGGUUGAGAUCAUAAUGGAGGAGGAUUCCAGUGUUGAGAUCUCUAGACAAGGUCAAGCUAUUAUUCCUACAAAUCAGCAGCAAUCUGAAGCCAUUAGUAGCGCUGGGCCGACCGGAGAGCCCGCCACGUCAUUUACAACGAGAUCUAGAGGAAUUGCACCUAUGCCCAGGCAGCAACAACAGCAACAUCUUCUUCUGCCACAACAAGGUUACGAAGAUGGCGGUGACGAUUGCAUUGUACCAAGCACUCCUACUCUCUUCGUUCCUCGUCGCGACGGUUUCGGCGAAGCUGUGAGUUCUCCGCAAGUGCCGCAAGGUCGCUUCACCUUUGGAGACCCUUCGGCUCCUACGACAGCUUCCUCUACGCCAUCUUUGACGACGCCUGCAGGUUCUAACACUAGGAUCUUCGGUUCGACUAACUCCGCUGUAGUUGUCCAAGAGAGCCUGGACGAUAGCAGAAUAGAUCUGACACAGUUGGAGGAUGGUGGAACUGGUCGCAGUGUUCCCACGACUCCUCUUCAAGUUUCCCCAGCUGCAGAUUUACCUCCUUCGACUAGUAGCAGUCAAUCUGAAGAACAAGAAAAUACUGUGACGCAUGUUUCUGCAACGGCAACUUCGGGAGACAGUGUAGAAGACCCUAACAUUCCCAGCAUUCGCAUCGUCAGUGCUGACGACCCGCAACGUGGUUCAACUGAAGCUACAGAAUCUAGCGCAACACCAAGCGAAGUGAGCUCGGAGGGUGACAAACGAGUUGAAGAACCGGUAGCCGCAGCAUCCAGCGAGGAUGAUGUCAUAGACCCGGCAGACGCGACGGAAGAAGCGGGAAGCGAACUCGCUGAGGAGGAGGUUGAAGAGGAGAAUCGUGAAGCGGAGGCGUCGCCCUCCAGUAAUACUCGUCAAAGAACGAUGGCGGCCAGCCUGGCUGCCGCAGGUGAUUCCAAUAAUGCCAGAGGAGUGACAGUGAGACGAUCGCCGAGGUCGCCUUUCAGAGCGGCAAGAGGCGCGAGGCCUACACCGAUUGUAUGGGGAGACAGCCAAUCGGGUAGAGGACAACCCGUGAUGCGAGGACACGCAACUAGAGGGGCUGCCAAUGAGGGGGGACGAGGACGAGGAGCGCGCGGGCGACGAAUGCGCUCGAAAUAUCCUUAUGCCCGAUAUUCAUAAUGUCGCACAGCGUCUUCUCAGCGUUUUAUGAAAUUAAUUAUUUGAAUAAUUCGGAAUAUUCGUGAGACGUUUAACUCGUUUGGACAAUUGCUACGUUCUUCCGCGGACGGUCAUCUUUCGCGGCCGAGUGCUUCUAGCGACAACGGGGAGGCGAAAUCAUCUCGAAUGAUUAUUACUUCGAGUAUUUCGGUUGCUUUACCGACUUCUACGAACUGUAAAAUGACCUUUUCUUCGUUUCACGCGGAAAAAGCGCGACUAUCUUCGCGGAAGGCUUGUUGUUGGUAAUAAAUACAGAAUGCUAGAAGAAUAAACAAAAUGUCGCACAAUUUUUCCAUUCUUCAAUAAUAAAUAAUAUAAUUACAUACUCUUUGUUUAUAAAAAUAUUUUACACAAAUUUUACUUGUCAUGUACAUUGAUAAAACUUGAAAUUUAAUUUUUUAAUGCUCUUUUCUCUCUUUUUCAUUAUUAAUUUCAGUUUUAUUUGUACGCGACGCAUUUUUGCCUUUGGCUUCCUUUAAGAUUAGCUACGCGUUAACUCGUUCUACGAGAAUAAUGUAAUAAAUCCGCGAGAAAUCAGAACUCGAAGAUAUGAUAACGGCCAUAUCUGUGUCUCUCAUCUUGACAGGUGAAUAACCAAAUGCAGAAGAAAUCAAUGUUAAUUACGUUCAUUUUCUCACUAACGAUGAAAUAGUAUGCAAUACCCGCGAUACAUUUGCAUUUCAAAGGUUUUUUUUUUACGCAAAUCAGCCAUCGACUAUCAAACAGGCAAUUAAAUAGUCUUUUGCAACACUUGCUUUUGUCAACUACAUUGCGUCAAGGUUGCAUCCGAGAAGUAGUUUGAAUUGCAUUAAUAAAGAAUAAAGUUAUUAUACUUCCUGUUUAAUAUGUUUACGUUUAAAUUACAUAAGUAAAUGCAUCAAGUGUAAGAUCAUUUUAUUAUAAUUAAUAUUUAGUCUAAUGAUAAAUUGCAUUAUAGAUCUUGGCAAUAUAUACAAUUUGAAAAACGUUAUAAAUUUCUUUUUAUAUAAUAUACAUUAUUAAAAAAAUUAAAUUUAAGUUAUUUUCUGUCUGCAUGCUUAUCUAGUUUUAAAAUUAUUUUAAAAAUAGAAUAAGGAAUUCCUUCCCUUUCCGCUUUUUUUCUCGAGAACUAAUCUAUCACUGUGAUAGAUGACUCAGACGUAACGAAUGUUCUUCGAGUGAAUCUAAUAUGUCUGAUUACCUAGUUAAGCUUUUCUAGGAUUUCUAUCGCGCUUGGCUAAUUAUACGUGCGGUGCGGCACCCAACCGGAGUUUCUUACCGUACAGGCGCCACUUUAUCAGAAAUCCUGUGUCCAUGUGCAUAGCAUCGUGUAAUUAACUACUUUAUCAAUUUAUCAUUAAAGAAAAAAGAAAUAUA
This is a messenger RNA of Solenopsis invicta (red fire ant), 8675 nucleotides long. RefSeq names its product nucleoprotein TPR (gene Mgtor). NCBI's taxonomy places the organism in Eukaryota, Metazoa, Arthropoda, Insecta, Hymenoptera, Formicidae. The transcript has 13 exons. Gene Ontology annotation, biological process: protein import into nucleus; mRNA export from nucleus. The record is from RefSeq and is a predicted model, not a curated record. Gene Ontology annotation, molecular function: structural constituent of nuclear pore. Gene Ontology annotation, cellular component: nuclear pore. The coding region runs from base 192 to 7280 and encodes 2362 amino acids.